AUGGCUUCAAGAGAAGCAGGUUCCCACCUACAAGACGACGUGCUUCGGCACAGCCUGGACAAACCCGAGGAAUUCUGGGCCCACCAAGCUGAACAUCUACACUGGCACAAAAAGCCGAGCGAGUCGUUGCGCCGGACGAGACGGUCUCUCAAGGACGGCAGCGUCACCCACGAUUCGUGGGAAUGGUUUCCCGGCGGCGAGAUUUCCACAUGCUACAAUUGUAUUGAUAGACAUGUUGAGGCGGGGCGAGGCGACAAUGUUGCCAUUUAUUAUGACAGCCCUGUCACUCGAACCAAGGAGACGUACACGUAUCGCAAGCUGUUGGAGGAAGUUGAGGUUCUGGCGGGUGUGUUGAGGGCGGAGGGUGUCAAGAAGGGCGAUGUUGUCAUGCUGUAUAUGCCCAUGAUCCCAUCCGCCUUGAUUGGCAUGUACGCCGUUAACCGCCUCGGUGCCGUCCACGCCGUCGUCUUUGGAGGAUUCGCCCCGAAUGCACUCGCACAACGAAUUGAAGCGUGUAAACCCGUUGCCAUACUCACUGCGUCGUGUGGCAUCGACGGAAAUAAACCUCCUAUUGCCUACCAGCCGCUCGUGGAAGAGGCGGUUAGGAUUUCACCACACAAACCUCUGCGAACACUCAUAUGGCAGCGCCCUCAAGUUAGGUGGAAUCCUGACCGGAACAGCGGGCAGGCGACGUGGCAAAAGGUCGUGAGGAGCGCUCGCGCCAGGCAAAUCAAGGCGGAGUGUGUGCCUGUUGCGAGUACAGACCCGGUGUAUAUCAUUCACACGUCCGGGACGACUGGCGCUCCAAAGGGUGUGAUGAGGGAUGCUGCUGGUCAUGCGGUGGGCUUGAACCUCUCGAUAAGCUACCUGUUUGAUAUUCAUGGUCCGGGGGACGUUGCCUUUACGGCGUCGGAUAUCGGAUGGGUCGUCGGGCACUCGUACAUUGUGUAUGCGCCUUUGUUGGCUGGUGCUUCCACGGUGCUGUAUGAAGGCAAACCAGUUGGCACACCAGAUGCCUCGUCGUUUUGGAGAGUCGUGGAAGAGUACAAGGUGAACAUGAUGUUUACGGCGCCGACUGCCCUGCGAGCCAUCAAGAGAGAUGACCCGGAGAAUAAGUUUCUGUCCACCGUAGGCGGCAGAGGAGGCCUGCGGAGCUUGAGAGGGUUGUUCCUGGCGGGAGAACGCUCAGAACCCUCACUUAUAUCCAUGUACCAGGACCUAUUGGAUAAGUAUGCCGCGCCUGAUGCACAUGUCAUUGAUAACUGGUGGUCUAGCGAGUCCGGCUCGCCGAUGACGGGUCGAGCACUGGUCCCCCACACUGGUAAAGACCGAACAUCUAGUGUCCGGAAUCACCCUCCUGCCAUUAUCAAGCCGGGGAGUGCUGGCAAGGCCAUGCCUGGAUUUGACGUUCGCGUUGUCGACGACCAAGGUCGGCAGGUUGAAAGGGGCAGCAUGGGCAACAUUGUCCUGGGCAUGCCGUUGGCUCCUACUGCUUUUCGGACGCUGUGGGAGGAUGAGGAGCGGUUUUACAAGAGUUACUUGAAGAGAUUUGGCGGCCAGUGGCUGGAUACAGGGGAUGCGGGUAUGAUUGACGAGGAUGGCUACGUGCAUGUCAUGAGUAGGAAUGACGAUGUGUUGAACGUCAGUGCUCAUCGACUGUCGAGUGGUGGCAUCGAGCAAGCAAUCACAUCGCACCCUCUCGUAGCGGAAGCAAGCAUCGUCGGCAUCCCAGACGCCAUCAAGGGCCAACUCCCGUUUGCCUUCAUCACCCUCUCCACUGCCAAUCACCCGACCUCAGCUGUGCCCGAUGAAAAGAUUGCCUCUGAGAUUCAGGCCCUAGUCCGCAAGCAAGUCGGAGCCAUUGCGUCGCUGGGCGGCAUCAUCCAGGGCAAGGGCAUGAUCCCCAAGACGCGGUCGGGCAAGACCCUGCGACGGGUGCUGCGCGAGUUGGUUGAGAAUGGUGUGCAUGGCGAGUUUGACAAGGAGGUUACGGUGCCGAGUACAGUGGAGGACUCGUCCGUCGUGGAGGUUGCGCGGGAGAAGGUGCGUGAGUAUUUUGAGAAGAGCGAGGGUAAGCAUGCGGCUGUAGAAGGCUUAAAAUCAAAGUUGUAG
Messenger RNA from Pochonia chlamydosporia 170, 2112 nucleotides. Its product is annotated as acyl-CoA synthetase. The record is from RefSeq and is a predicted model, not a curated record. NCBI's taxonomy places the organism in Eukaryota, Fungi, Ascomycota, Sordariomycetes, Hypocreales, Clavicipitaceae. The transcript is spliced from 3 exons. Bases 1 to 2112 code for a protein of 703 amino acids.